Molecule: messenger RNA, 199 nt
Organism: Aphanomyces astaci
Lineage: Eukaryota; Oomycota; Saprolegniomycetes; Saprolegniales; Verrucalvaceae
Exons: 2
Source: RefSeq, a predicted model, not a curated record
AUGGACCAAGUGGCCUACGAAGAAUCGUGCUCGAGCUGCCAGGACAUCUUCAAAACUAAAGAGGUCGUUUCGCGCUUGGGCAACGCGCGAUUCGCGCAGGACUAUAUCAACUGCAUGAGCUGCAUCAAGAAACGCAACUUGGCCGGUGACGUCCCGAACUCCGAGUCAAUGUGUAAUCCGCUGGAGGUGGUGAACAUUC